Messenger RNA from Clupea harengus (Atlantic herring), 1569 nucleotides. It is a transcript of the gene ccdc50b, whose product is annotated as coiled-coil domain containing 50b. Bases 356 to 1552 code for a protein of 398 amino acids. The record is from RefSeq and is a predicted model, not a curated record. The transcript has 12 exons. Lineage: Eukaryota; Metazoa; Chordata; Actinopteri; Clupeiformes; Clupeidae.
UUAUUUCAACACUAAGAUAUAGUUAUGUAUGUUUCUUUUCAUGGAACAGUCUAUAGAUGAAGUGAAGAAAUGACAAAAUAAAGUGCAUUGCUAUAACCUAUUUAUUCAGUCCAUUUAUUGGAUGGGUUUAGCAAUCUAGGUUUUUUUUUUUUUUUAAGGGAUAAAUAGUUGAAAUCGGUUUUUUAAAGAUCUUCAUUUGGUGACUACAUCUGACAUUAUGCAUGCCCUGGCUAACAGAAUAUGGAGACUUGACAUUUUUGGGCUUGUCAUUUAUAGGAAGAACAUCAUAUCUCAUUACAGAGAGUUAUAGAGGGCAAGAUGAACCUGUAAAUUCAAUCCACUUGCAAGAGGAGCCAUGACUGAGUUGGAGAUUGAUAAGUCCCACCUUCCUCGCGUCCUUGACGAGGUUCUUCAGAGAGCGGCCUUACCCUGGUCAAAUUUGGGCAGAGGCAGAGAUAGUACUACUCCCUGGGGACAGCUGGGGUGGUCUGGCAAGAGAGGGGAGUUGUGCGAGUGUUUCGCUGUGCUUGAAGAUGGGGCGCUGGCGCAUAACCUGCAGGAACAGGAGAUCGAGCACUUCUAUAACUCCAACGUCCAGAAGAGCCAGCUGGUUCAGCAUGAUGUGCGCAUUGCCAGGAGGCUGCAGGACGAAGAGGAGCAGAGAAUGCAUCUGAGUCGUGACCGACGGAGACUUGAGGAGCAGGACUUUGAGUAUGCGCAGAGGAUUCAGGAUGAGAUGCAGAGACAUGCUGAAGAAGCUUGCAGGAGAGAGGAGGAGGAUGAGGAAAUGGCCAAGAGGUUACAGGAAGAGGAGGAGUUACAGAUCAGAAGACAGAAAGCUGAGGCUGGGUGUCAGGAGGAUACUCCACUCAGUGAAGGUCUGAUAUCGCUGCAACUUGAGGUUCUGCAGCAGGUGCAGCGUGAUGCAGAGCUCGCCCAAAGACUGCAGGAGGAAGAUGAGGAGGAAGAGGUGGACAGACAACCACAGAGGAGGAGACGGCAGUCCGCAGUGUCUCCCCAGUGCCCCCAGGAGGCGCCAGACGUGGACUUCAGGGCAGCUCAGGUUGCCCAGGAUGAGGAGAUUGCCCACUACAUGCAGCGGCACGAGAGGAAGACCAACAGGAGGCCAAGCGACCACGCCGAGAGACAGUCCAGGAGUCCGGAGCAGAGCGAGGCCAGAGAAGCCCCCGAAAGAAAGGUGGGGGCACUGCAGCUACCGCGGGAGCGUCUGAACUCUGAGGGGUUGAACUCCCCUGGAGAAGAGGGGUCCCCUGAACGCGAGCUCUCGCCCCCCAGCUACACCAUGCUGCAAACACAGCCGAUUCACAACAUUGCUGAGGAACUGGACCCAACAUUUAAGGCCAGAAAGAGAGACAGCCUACUGAUGGGCAACACUGCCCCAUCAGGUAUUUGUCUGGCCAAUAGAACCCCUCAUUCCGUGUUCUAUGACUACCUGCCAGAGCCCGCUUUCAUCCCGCCCACUAAGCGCCAAAGUGACAGACCAGGACGACCCAAAGCCAAAGAGAAGAGGGAAAACUGCAAACAGCAGUGAUGGUGUGUGUGUGUGUG